This is a messenger RNA of Diprion similis, 2004 nucleotides long. RefSeq lists its product as uncharacterized. The transcript is spliced from 10 exons. Bases 27 to 1931 code for a protein of 634 amino acids. NCBI's taxonomy places the organism in Eukaryota, Metazoa, Arthropoda, Insecta, Hymenoptera, Diprionidae. The record is from RefSeq and is a predicted model, not a curated record. Gene Ontology annotation, cellular component: extracellular matrix.
UCAUCCGCAAGACAGUAACAGCAGCCAUGGCAUUCAAGUUCGUCACCCUCUUCGCCCUCGUGGCCGCCGCCAACGCCGGAGUUCUGGCCCCCGCCCCCCUGGCCUACCACGCGGCCCCCGCCUACGCUCACGCCGUCCCAGCUUACGGCUACGCCGGAGCCCCCCUGGCCAAGGCGGUGGUAGCGAAGACCGUCGACGCUGAUUACGACGCUCAUCCUCAGUACAGCUACGCUUACGACGUCCAGGACUCGAUCACCGGAGACAACAAGCAGCAGCACGAGACCCGCGACGGUGACGUCGUCCAGGGAAGCUACUCCCUCAUUGAAUCCGACGGAACCCGACGUACCGUCGACUACACCGCUGAUCCCGUCAACGGAUUCAACGCCGUCGUCCACAAGGAACCCGCCGGCGUUGCCGUCAAGACCGUCGCUGCCCCCGUCGUCGCUAAGUACGCCGCCCCCGUCGCUCACGCCCCCCUCGCCUACGCCGCCCCCGUUGCUCACGCUCCCCUUUCUUACGCUGCCCCCGCUGCCCACGUGACCUACGCCGCCCCCGCCGUGGCUCACGCCGCCCCCCUUUCCUACUCCGCGUACGGCGCCCCCACGGCUCACGUCAGCUACGCCGCCCCCGCCUACGCUUACCAUCAUUAUGCGAAACUUUCUCGUAAGUUGGUUAAGCUAAGACAGCAAAUAGAUUUUGAGAUAACAAGACAUGGUGACUGGUGCAUUGCACAUCGGCAGAGAGUGCAUCGUCAACGUCGGAAAAACGAACUUUUCUACAAUUUCGUGACACCUGCUGGUCAGGCUGUUGCCCAGAAAAACGCCCAGGGAAAGAUAAAUGAAAUAUAUGAAUACACAAAAUGGAAUGAAUGUUUCGUUACAUCGUCACAGCAUUCUGAUGUCGCUUUGAUGGCUAGUGGAUUCCACGCGAAUUUCAACUGCAAUUCGGUGAAUUGGUUAAAAAACUCACAAAAGAAUACCAAAAAUAAUUUUGCACAUACCGACGUUCCACUGUUCGAUAACCGUAAAUGGAAUGAACAUUUGACCAGGUACGAAAUCAGGCGACAUGACGUAUUGGAUAGAAUUAUCUUGACAUCUGAUUAUGUUUACUUUCACCACGUUUUGAGAGUGUACAAUCAGGCGUUGCCGACUCUCGACGGAAUAUUUGUGAAAGAAUUCAAGCUGCAGGGUGAGCACGCGGGUACCCGGUUACGAAGAGGGGAUAGAGAAAGACUGCAACCCAUCGGCGAAUGGGAAAGAGGAUACAUAUCCAGUUUUGGACCUACCGCAACUCCGAACUGUAUCAGUAAUCCGCAAGACGUUACAGCAGCCAUGGCAUUCAAGUUCGUCGCCCUCUUCGCCCUCGUGGCCGCCGCCAACGCCGGAGUUCUGGCCCCCGCCCCCCUGGCCUACCACGCGGCCCCCGCCUACGGCUACGCCGCCCCGAUCGCCAAGGCCGUCGUCACCAAGACCGUCGACGCCGACUACGACCCGAACCCCCAGUACAGCUACUCCUACGACGUCCAGGACUCGAUCACCGGAGACAACAAGCAGCAGCACGAGACCCGCAACGGCGACGUCGUCCAGGGAAGCUACUCCCUUAUUGAAUCCGACGGAACCCGACGUAUCGUCGACUACACCGCUGAUCCCGUCAACGGAUUCAACGCCGUCGUCCACAAGGAACCCGCCGGCGUUGCCGUCAAGACCGUCGCUGCCCCCGUCGUCGCUAAGUACGCCGCCCCCGUCGCUCACGCCCCCCUCGCCUACGCCGCCCCCGUUGCUCACGCUCCCCUCUCUUACGCUGCCCCCGCUGCCCACGUGACCUACGCUGCCCCCGCCGUCGCUCACGCCGCCCCCCUUUCCUACUCCGCGUACGGCGCCCCCACGGCUCACGUCAGCUACGCCGCCCCCGCCUACGCUUACCAUCAUUAAGCCGAACAUUUUUGUAACUCGUAUAAUAUUUAAAAUGUAUAGUUCUUAAUAAAAACGAGAUAAAUCUUACAUA